Molecule: messenger RNA, 4309 nt
Organism: Melanotaenia boesemani (Boeseman's rainbowfish)
Lineage: Eukaryota; Metazoa; Chordata; Actinopteri; Atheriniformes; Melanotaeniidae
Gene: mamdc4
Product: MAM domain containing 4
Exons: 29
Coding region: 16-3918 (1300 amino acids)
Cellular component (GO): membrane
Molecular function (GO): protein binding
Source: RefSeq, a predicted model, not a curated record
AACAAAGGAAAAAAGAUGUUAUAUCUGAGGAGCUCAGCCCUCCUUCUGCUGUUGACUCUGCAGUGGGCUGCUGGUUCUCUGGCUCCUCUGUGUCAGACGCCUGAAAGCGAAUGUGAUUUUAUCUGUGACUGUUCAGACUGCAGUGAUGAGCAAAAUUGUGGUUAUAAAGAAAAAACGUUUGAGUGCGACUUUGAAGAUGCAGGAAUGUGUGGAUGGACUAACCAGUCUACAAGUGAAGCAUACACCUGGGAGAGAACUCAGAGAGGGAACACGUUGCCCGACAGUGGGCCAUCUUCAGACUACACCACCGGCACAGCUAAAGGUUGGUUCAUGGCAGUGAGUGAAGUGAAGGCGGAGUCUCUCCAUGCAGCCUUAGUCUCUCCAGAGAUGCAACAGUCUUCACCAACGUGCCGCCUGCGCCUCAGAUAUUUCCUGUGGGACUCAGGUCACACCGGUCUGGGCUCUGCACCUCUGUGGAUGUCCAUCCUUCAUCAGGACUCUCAGGAGGCUGUAGUAUGGCGGCCUGAGGCCUCCAGCAUCCGUGGCUGGAGGGAAGCCACCAUCUUUCUGGGCCGCAUUCCUUCAAGCUUUCAAAUCCGUCUUCACUCACAGCGCUCAGAGGGACAAAGAGCAGAUGUGGCCAUAGACCAGCUGGAGUUUCUGGACUGUGCUUUGCCCUUACCACUCCCUGAGCAAGAGUGUCUGGCAGGGAUGGUGAAGUGUACACGUGGGGGCUGCGUGGAGCAGCGGCAGGUCUGUGAUGGCAGCGAUGACUGUGGCGAUGGGUCUGAUGAGGAGCGCUGCGACGGAUAUCACCAUUGUGACUUUGAGGAUGACCUGUGUGACUGGGACCUCAGGUCAUUUUCUAACCUAAAAUGGAACAGAACAAAUCAGGAGCAAAUCUCCCAAACAGAGCCUCUGAAAGGUCCAGGCAGAGAUCACUCCAACAACACUGCAUCAGGUCACUUCCUGUAUGUCACUGUCCCGGAUGAGGGUCUCUCAGAUGACUGGGCAGCUUUCCAAAGCCGGUCACUUGAACCCACCAAUAGUUCACAUCCUUGCAAGAUGGUGAUGUACACGCACCAGUUUGGGCCGAGGUCCGGUGGUUUGACGGUGUUGGUGGUAGAUCAUCAAAUCACCCCCGUGUGGGAAAGAGGUGGAGCCCUGGGUGACCUCUGGGUGAAGGCAGAGGUCGAGAUUGUAGCCGACUCAGUUUUCCAGAUCUUGAUAAUGGCAGCAAUCAGAGACUUUGAAUAUGGAGGUAUUGCUGUUGACAGCAUCAUAUUGUCUCCUGGAUGCCGUUUGUCAAAUGUGAACAAUAGCAUGGAGGAAAUCCCUAAACCUCCGAAGAACCCAUGCACUGACCCGGAUAAGAUGUGUGACUUUCAUGUUGACUGUGCAGAAGCAGAGGAUGAGAACAAAUGUGGGGAUUUCUCCUACACUAAAGGUAGCUCAGGCUGGACCGACACCAGUACUGGUAGUCAAGGAUGGAUGCUGCAUGAAAACUCCACAACUGAAGAGGUGUACUUGUAUGUAGCUGAGGCUCCAGGCCAACAGCUGACAGAGGCCCAGAUGAGGACUCCUCUCCUGGGUCCCACUGGUCCGGCCUGUAACAUCAGCUUUAAUUAUAUGCUUGCAGGGAGUUCCGAUCAUAUCGGUGAGCUGUCUGUCAGGGUGAUGGACAGCUUGCUGGGCAUUGGGCCUAAAUUGUGGGAGUUCAGUGGGAGGACGGGAACAGAGCAGGAGGCUUGGCAGCAUGCUGAUAUUCAUAUUGGAGUCAGAAAAUAUCGCUUCCAGCUGAUUUUUGAAGCUCAAGCAGAAAAACUUUCUCCACAUGCGAGCAUCAAAGUGAAGAACGUUCGUUUCAUCAGCUGUCACGCUGACUAUUUUCAAUCAUCAGAACUGUCCUGUAACUUUGAGGAUGGACUGUGUGGAUGGUAUCAGGACAACAGUGACAACUUUGACUGGACAGUGCUUAGCGGGUUGGACCACACCAUCGGACCUGGUAGAAGCCUUUCUGUGGACAUGUGGAAUCCCUCCCUCCGUGGGGCAUAUGGGCGAUUGAUAUCAUUUCCACUGUCACCCAGUAAUACAGAACACUGCCUCUCCUUCUUCUACAAACUCUACGGACCAAAUACAGGUGUUCUGAAUGUGAAGCUGACAGAUAAGAACGGUUAUGAGGUCAUCUUGUGGACCCACAGUGGAGCUCACGGCAACAUCUGGCAUGAAGCCCACUGCCCAGUGCCUCCCCAGCUCACAAGAUUUCAGUUGGUGUUUGAAGCAGUUCGCUCUGGAUUUGACGGGCGUGUGGCUAUUGAUGAUGUAACUUUCUUGGCUGGUCCGUGCACCACACCGAGGAUGUGUUCCUUUGAAGGCCAGCAGUGUGGGUACAGCAGCUCCGGUAAGGUUAAGUGGCUCCACCGCAGCGGACACAGCAGCCUGAUGACUGGACCCAAAACUGAUCACACUCUGGAAACUGAACUCGGUUUCUAUAUGAUGGUUCACACCGGAGCAGACAUCCUUCCCCCUGAUGCUACAUCAGUCCUCACCUCCACCGUUCGCCAGGGAAAAGCCAAAACAGAGUGUGUGCAAUUCUGGUAUCAUAUAGGAGGAGAAAAUCCUGGUUCUCUGACAGUGUAUAUGAAGCCUGUUAAGGGAGAGAGGGUAAAGCUCUUCUCUGAUAGCUUGAAUCAAGGAGAUGUGUGGCGCCAUGGCAACGGCAACAUCUCCAGCAACCUUUUGGACUGGCAGUUGGAGUUUGAGGUGAUCGGAGCUGGAGGCAAAGAUACUCACGUUGCAGUUGAUGACAUCUUCAUUUCAGCUCACCCAUGUGAAAGUUUAGGUUCCAGGUGCAGCCUGGAGCGAGGGAUGUGCAGCUGGAGCAACACUCAAAACGUCAACAUGGACAAACUGGACUGGGGCCUUACGAGUUCGGAGAUGGAGCGGCACUACCUCAUCCCAUCUGAGGACCACACUCUGGGCACAGAGAGAGGCCACUUCCUGUUCCUUCCAAGCAGCAACAGGACAGAAGCCAAUCAAAACGCUCAGCUGCUGAGCCCACACCUCCCACCAACUAAAGGCACCUGUCUGAGAUUUUGGGCCUAUAAACCCGAUUCAUCGGACUGCCUGCUGAAGGUGUGGAGGCUCUCAGAAAAGGAUCUCCAUCAGCUGCUGGUGGUGAGCGAGCUGCGGGCGCCAUGGAAACGCUUCGAUGUGAACAUCACUUCAUCUGAGGAGUAUAAGAUUGUGUUUGAGGGAAUUAAAGGAACAUCAGGAGUUUUUGCUCUGGAUGACAUCGAGUACACUGUUGGGAUCAGCUGUGCAAAUGAAGUCACCGAUUUACCAACUUCACACAAGGGAAGUAACGCAGGAGGCAUCGCAGCAUCCGUUAUCGUGGUCCUGCUGCUGAUCGGCACAUUGAUCGCCCUGCUAAUCUACUACCUGAGAUCCAAACCAAGAAACAACGCCACAUCUCAGUCAUUAUCUUCCUCAGCUGGUUUCAGUAAUGAGACAUAUGAACCAGGGCUCACAGACCAUGUGACUGUUCCUCCGGCACAAAACCAUCCAAUGGAAACCGGCUUCAAUCAUGUCUCUUGCCCGGGUGUGCCAGGGAGUGUGGGGGACGAGCAGCCUGUCGAGACGGACCAACAGAGGGGAGAGGGACUUGAGGAAAAGCAGCCGCAUCGUGAGAAAAGCAUAAUGAAGAGCUCAGAUAGACACUUUGAGUUUGGACAUUUGUUGAAGCGUGAUCAGACAGUACACUGGUCUGUAGGUCUGAUUCCGUUCAUCGCAGCUUUGAUUCAGCUGCUCUUUUGGGUAUUUAAACUGUUUAUUUCUAUGUUCAUAAAGUCUUUGACGUAUUCACCUGAAGGGCUUUUUGUCCGGUGUAAAACAGGAAACAGAAGUUCAAACUGCUGAUGGGAGAAGCUGAAAAACAACAGAGCAUUUUCAUGUCAGUCAAAUGAUGUUAUUUUUUUCUAUACUUAAAUUGUUUUUAGUGUAAUACUGUAUAAACCCCCAAAAAUAACUCAUACAUGAGUAAUAAAGCAAGUUGUAAUGGUGAAAGGUGCAACAACAUAAAAAGGCUUGAUCUUAUAUGAGUGGAAGGUGGUUUAUAUGAAUCCUUUUUUUCAACAUUUUGUGCAGCUGACCACUUAUAGUUUAAAUAUGUGCAUAAUGAAGAUUGUUUGUCAACCUGAAAAGACAAAUGAGGCACACUGCAGAUCAUGCUGAUCAUAUGUGAAGUUUUCAGCUAAUAGUAUUUUGGAAUCACCUUAUUCUGCAAAACUACAGUAAAUGUAUCACAAAA